Molecule: messenger RNA, 5656 nt
Organism: Tympanuchus pallidicinctus (lesser prairie-chicken)
Lineage: Eukaryota; Metazoa; Chordata; Aves; Galliformes; Phasianidae
Product: solute carrier family 22 member 5-like
Exons: 10
Coding region: 113-1786 (557 amino acids)
Biological process (GO): carnitine transport; transmembrane transport
Cellular component (GO): membrane
Molecular function (GO): ATP binding; transmembrane transporter activity
Source: RefSeq, a predicted model, not a curated record
CUCCCCCGCCGGCGAGGCCCGGCCCAUGGCAAAGCGCUCGGCCGGUGGCUUGGCGGCUCAGGGCCGGCCGCUUCCUGCCCGUCGGUAGCGGCGGGCGAAGUUCGGCCGCGCCAUGCGGGACUACGAGGAGGUGACCGCCUUCCUGGGCGAGUGGGGCCGCUUCCAGCGCCUCGUCUUCUUCCUGCUCAGCGCCAGCAUCGUCCCCAACGGCUUCAACGGGCUCUCCAUCGUCUUCCUGGCCGGUACCCCAGAACACCACUGCGCUGUGCCGCCCGGAGCCAACCUGAGCGACGAGUGGCGGAACGCCAGCAUCCCGCUGGAGCUGCGCGGCGGACUGACGGAGCCGAGCCGCUGCCGCCGCUACCGCCUGGACGCGCUCGUCAACCUGUCGGCGCUGGGGCUGCGGCCCGGCAUCGACGUGCAGCUGGCGGAGCUGGAGCAGGAGCCGUGCCUGGACGGCUGGGAGUACAGCCGCGACGUGUACCGCUCCACCAUCGUCACCGAGUGGAAUCUGGUGUGUGACAAUGACUGGAAGGGGCCCAUGAGCACCUCCCUGUUUUUUGUGGGCGUGCUGCUCGGAUCGUUCAUAUCAGGACAGCUCUCAGACAAGUUUGGCAGGAAGAAUGUGCUGUUCGCAACUCUGGCAAUGCAGACCAUCUUCAGCUUCGUUCAGAUCUUCUCUACCAGCUGGGAGAUGUUUUCCGUGUUCUUUUUGCUGGUUGGCAUGGGGCAGAUCUCCAACUAUGUGGCAGCGUUUGUUCUUGGCACAGAAAUUCUUGGCAAAUCCAUUCGUCUGCUAUUCUGCACGUUGGGGGUUUGCAUCUUCUAUGCCUUUGGCUACAUGUUGCUGCCACUGUUUGCCUAUUUCAUCAGAGACUGGAGGAUGCUGCUGCUGGCGCUUACUUUACCUGGGCUGCUCUUCAUCCCACUGUGGUGGUUCAUUCCAGAAUCUCCACGAUGGCUGAUCUCUCGGGGCAGAUUUCAAGAAGCAGAAGACAUCAUCCGAAAGGCUGCAAAAAUUAAUGAGGUUACAGCCCCAGAUGUAAUCUUUGACCCUAGUGAGCUGCAAGAUUUGAGUUCCCAGGAGCGACAGACGUACACCAUUUUGGAUCUCGUUAGAACACGAAAUAUCCUCACUAUCACGAUUAUGUCAGUGAUUCUGUGGAUGAUAAUCUCCGUUGGUUAUUUUGGACUUUCUCUCGACACACCCAACUUGCACGGCGACGUCUAUGUGAACUGCUUCCUCUCAGCAGUGAUUGAGGUCCCAGCCUACAUCAUCUCCUGGCUGCUGCUUCGAAACCUCCCCCGACGGUAUUCAAUGGCUGCUGCGUUAUUCUUGGGAGGCUGUGUUCUUCUCUUCAUUCAGCUGGUGCCUUCACAUAUUCGUGCCCUAUCUAUUCUCCUGGUGAUGUUAGGGAAGUUUGGGAUCACAUCUGCCUUUGCAAUAGUUUAUGUUUACACGGCUGAGCUCUACCCAACGGUAGUCAGAAACAUGGGAGUUGGAGCAAGUUCCAUGGCCUCAAGGCUUGGCAGCAUCCUCUCACCUUACUUUGCUUAUCUUGGUGCCUACGAUAGAUUCCUGCCUUACAUCCUGAUGGGGAGCCUGACUGUGCUAUCAGGAAUUCUGACUCUGUUCCUGCCAGAAAGCUAUGGAAUGCCUCUUCCUGACACGAUUGAGCAAAUGCUGCUGGUAAAAGGACUAGAAUACAGGCCUGCAUCUAGUGCCAAAAGGAAUUCAAAGGAUGAAGAAGAAAACCCAGAGAUUUUUAAGAGCACAUCUUUUUAAUGAAAUGCCUACUUCCUGAUGGACUGAAAGUUAAAUGGAUUUGCUCCUAAUGCUCAUUCUAGAAAGGGCUAGUGGCAACACUUCUUCCUGCAAUUUUAACCUUAUUUAUUAAUUUAAACACUGUGUUCCAUACAUUCUCUUUUUGUAUGACCACAAAUACUGUGUAGCCUUCACUGAUUUUUCAGCCAGUUGUUUUAAUGUGUUUUAAUCCUUUAACCAAGGAACAGUAUCUGAUCAGACCUUUGGAAGUAAGUGUGUAGGUGAGCUGAACAGUACCUGGAAGUGAGUUCAAGGGCUGGCAGAGCACCUGGACUCCACAGCCAGUCUUCUUCAGAGCUGAUGCCCAUCAAGAAUUUAGAAACACUAGAAGAAGCUGCUAAUUACUUUUGAUUUCUUGACUUCUGUCUUUGGACAGGAAACUUAUUUAUUAGAGUGCAGGUCAUGCAAACAUGCCACUGUGAUCUUGUGUGAAUUUGCAUGUGCUGAGUUUGCUAGCAGGUUCAGAAAGGUGCAAAGAAAGAUUUUCUUGAGAAUGAAUUCUAACUUGGUGUGCUGUGUGUAGGCUGAAAGGAUGGUCUUGCACAGAACACAGCACUGAGGUUCUGCUGACAGAGUCCUUUCGAAUCCAAUGCUGGAUUUCAGCUACAACUUUUUGGUGACGUUGUUUACAUCUGACACUGGAACGUGGCCCACGUUGAGGCUGUGUUUAUUUAGAAUGAUGCAGAAGGUUUUAUGUGUGUGUGUGUGGAGAGGGUGACUGCUGAAAAUGUUGGUGACUGCUGAAAAUGUUGGUGACUGCUGAAAAUUGUCUUUCUGAAUUGUUUGGGUUUUCAAAUCAUAGUCUGUGCGAUGCGGUUGGCAAAAAGCAGUUCUGCUGUCUUAGUUUCUGACCUUUCUGCACACACACACACACACACACACACACACACACACACACACACACUAUCAAUAAUCCAUGCCACUGCCUUGACCUCGUGGUGAGAAUUCCCGAGAUCAACGCUUACAGUGCACUUAUGACCACUGGAUUUUGAUUCUUGGCUGCCAACUGUUGGCCUGCUGCGAGGUCUCUUAUUUCCCUUCACUCCUGUUAAUUGUUCAUGUGAGUUGUGUUAGGAUUAUUAUUAUUUUUUCUUAAAUCAUGUUGAAAAUCUGCUGACUGUUCCUUGGAUCACAGCAGCACCCUUGGCAUCGCCUGUGUCUGUUUAAAGGUGUGCAUACACGUGGUCUCCUUUGUGCCAUCCUGAUCUCACACUGCAUUACAGAUGUACGUGGUGAAAGCAUUCAUCCUGUGGCACUUGUUUGUCUGUUGUCCUGUCUUGCAGAGGCUGAAUGAGCAGAACCCCAGUUGCUCUGCUCAGGGCUGCUGGGGCCUUGCUGGCUGCUGGCUCUGGGGUGUUGUGCAGCUCUGUGCCAACGUCAGCUGCUCCAAGGCUUUUGUUAACCAAAGCCCUGUACCCUGUCCUCACCAGCCAUGCUUGCUUAAGCUGGAGGGUUUCACUGCUUUCUCUGCUUCUUCUCACCUUUGUGCUCGGUGCUCUGUCUGGCUGAUGGUAGCAGGCCCAGAUGACACGGGGAAACUCACUGCUGUCACUGUCAGCUCCUCUGGGAAGAGAAAUCCCAAAGCUUUGGCAGGUUCCAUGUCACUUCUGGUUGAGAGAAGGCCAUUGGCUGAUGGGUUUAAAACGCACCGUGUGCUUUGAAAGUGGAGCAUAAGUUGAGGAUCUGAAUUUUGCAAGCUUCACUGCACAUCGUGUGAUAGCCUUGAUGUGUGCAAGUAAACAUCAGGAAAGUGCAUGAAAGCAGGCAGGCUGCUGUGUGGUGGUGGGAACGUGUCCUCACCCCACAUCCGUGAUUCUUUUUGUUGUGUACCCCACCUUUUGCAGAAUACUCAUUGCAAUUGUAAGAAUAUGCUCUAAAAGUCAGCACAGAUCAUUUUCUCUGCAUGCCACGUCUCUAUUAGGCUUAUAGGAACUGGAACAUUGAGAAGCAGCUUUUUUGUGCUGCAGAAGAAGCCUCGCCACAGGAAUUUGAGGCAGAACAUUCAGCUGCAACUUCCUCGUCAUGAAUUUGCCAAUGUAAACAGCCCUGCCCCACAAAUCUUUUCCUGUAAACUGUUUGAGAAGAUAGCCUGAGAUGUGAGAUACGUGAUGUGUCGUGGAAAUUCCUGCUGCAGCUCAUCCAAUGUCUCGUUUAGCUGUUAUCUUUCAUCUGCUAUUUCACACAGGUUCUGUGCCUCGACAGCAGGCUUUUGUUCUUGAUUCUAAUGUUUAUUAAGUGCUUGUUUGGGAUUUUUAAUAUGAUUAAAUUGGGGGAAUUUCCUGGUUGUGACUAAUCCUACUACAGCAACAACCUCUGUGUCACAAGUUAUAUUUUCUUCCUUGCUAAUCUCCUUAAAAUCUAAAAGCGAGUCAGAAGCAAUCUAUCUAAUAUGGCAUCCUGUGUUCCUUUGUUUACUUUCCUCUCCUGCCCUAAUCCUUGAGCUUAUCUCUGCAACAGGGAACUUGUUUUGAUGUGAAGUCAGAAUCCAGCUGCUAAAUAUUUCCAAAAGAACCCCAGGGGAUGUUUUAAUAACAUCAGCAGGCAGGGGUUUUGAUCCGGGCAAGCAGGAUAUGAGGGUGGAGGGUCUGACCCAGCUGUAAGGGCGAUGGCAGUGCUGGCAGCAGGUCAGAUCUGCACCAAACGGGCUGUGGGUGCCUUCUGUGUCAAAUGGGGGAGUUCAGUGCUAGGGUCAGGUUGUGCCUGGUUCAUGAAGGUGCUGCUCAGUAGUGCAGAAUCUGUUCUGCUGCCCCUCGUGGAAGGCCUUGUUUCGCUGAGAGCUGUCCUGUUAGCCUCAAAAAAGUGAGGAGUGAGGGGUUGGGCAGAAUUUGCCUAUGAAGGAGGUAAAACCAGGAGCGUGGUCACUGUGCAGGAGGGUAAUACAGAGUUUGGCUUUCAGGUGAGCUGUAACCUGUGAAAUGCAGGAGGGCUGUGAUGCCCUUAUCGUGCAUUACAACCACUGAGAUCUCUGGUCAGGGAGCAUUGCUGCACACUGCAGGAUCUCUGGUGAGGAAAACAGCAUUAAGGCCUUGGCUUGGAAACUGGGUUCCCUUCAUUCCCAGCUCUUUGAUUCCUUUCAUCUCCCUGGGGAAGAUGCACAGCCCCGUGACUUUGGUUUCUUUGCUUGCACUGGGAAUAUCGUUAGCUCAAAAAGCAUCACGGUUUCCUCAGUUCACCCUCAGCAGUGUGUCAUUCUCUGAUACCACUCUCCUGGCUCUGGAUAUUGUGCUCUCAAGAACAUCUUCUAAUGGUUCCUCAAGCAGGCAGCUUGGGAUGAGCCGGGCUGACGAGAAGCAUCACUUCAGCAUUAAUUUUCUCUAUGCACUUAAGUAUGUUGUGAAAGUGUUGUUCUUCCAGGGGACUUUCCUUUGGAGAGAUGAUGAUACUGUCUUGCUGGAACUUGAGAUGAGUUAUCCCCACCUCUGUUUACAGCUGCUUGUGUUUCACGGCCUCACCCAUGGGUUCAUUUAUCUCCCUGGGGACCGUGAGCACAACAAGCACCUGAGGAAAUGGUUGGGACUGUGUCUGUGAUUACAUUCGUGUUUCAGUAUUUGUAGAAUAGGACCUUAACUUGUAAAGCCUUUGCUUAAAGCACAGAAUCAGCUUAGGCAGCAUAACAUGAUGCUCAUACGUGCCUUUGGGGUGCUUCGACCUGCUGGUAAUGGCCACAGCCUUGUAUAUAGAAACGUAUGGAAACUUCUUCUGAGAAUGUAAAUACUCUUAACUGAAUUGAUUCUUACCCUCUGCCGUUGUUUUUGGUUUGGUUUUGUUUUAUAGAAAAAUGCUCAUUGUUUGUAAAAUUCUGAAUAAAAUCAUAUCUGGGAUUCGCAUUCA